Messenger RNA from Closterium sp. Yama58-4, 2778 nucleotides. The record is from the annotation of a GenBank genome assembly. Lineage: Eukaryota; Viridiplantae; Streptophyta; Zygnematophyceae; Desmidiales; Closteriaceae.
AUGUUAUCCAUUUUAAGGCGAGGCGCGUUAGCCCUUGCGAAGCGGCCAGCCGGGAUCGUCGGAGCGCUCGUGCUGGGAAGCCUGGGUGCCGGCGGAGUCGCUGUAGCGGCGACAGACGGCGGUUUGAAGACGGACAGCCGGCACGUUAAGCGGCUGAUGCUUAGCGCCGAUGGGAUCGCCAGAUCGUCAAGAGCCGUGGGAACGUUCGCUAUGAACAGCAUCGACUACAAGGUGUCAGCAUUGGCCAAUUCGUUGGAUAAGCUCAAAACAGAAGCGCCGGCAGAAUAUGCACGAAUCCGCUCAGAGAUCCACCAGCGAUCAGCGGACAGGAUUCUACGGCUGUGUGAGGCGAAUCGUGGCAUUUACAUCAAAGCAGGGCAGUUUAUUGCAACUCUGCAGCAGCUGCCUCGGGAAUACCGCACGACCCUCACUGUUCUGCAGGAUCAGGCUAAGGGUCGUCCGUUCAAUGUGAUUGACCGCGUGUUCAAGGAGGAGUUUGGCAAGAGCGCAAAGGAGAUCUUCGUGCAUUUCGAGGAGGAGGCAAUAGCAGCAGCGUCACUGGCGCAGGUGCACCGAGCAACACUGCCAUCAGGGCAGGAAGUAGCCGUGAAGGUGCAGUAUCCACGUCUGGAGGAGCAGGUAGCAACGGACAUCUACACCAUGGGCUUCCUCUCCCGGGCCGUCAAGUGGAUAUUUCCCAACUACCAGUUCAGCUGGAUAGUGCCUCAGUUCCAGGAGAACCUUCAGCAGCAACUGGACUUUGAGAGGGAGGGGCGCAAUGCAGAGCUGACAGCGGAGAACUUUGCGCACAAGGAGGAGGUCAAAGUGCCCAAGAUACUGUGGGACUUCACCACCAAGAGAAUUCUGACAAUGGAAUUCAUGAAUGGCUGCAAGAUUGACGACUUGGAGGGCAUCAAGAAGCAGGGCCUCAACCCUCUAGAGGGCCUCAACCCUUUAGGGGUAUGCACAUCAUCGCCUUCCUGCCUGCCUAUUGCUCUCCUCUGUUUCCAUCAGGUGGCGGCGCUACUGGUGGAGGUGUUUGCAGAGAUGGUCUUCUGUCACGGCCACCUGCACGGCUCCAUGCCUAGUGCUGUCCUCUCGCUUCCUACUCCUCUUCCCCCGUUUCCCCUUCCCCUGUGCGCAGGUGGCGGCACUACUGGUGGAGGUGUUUGCAGAGAUGGUCUUCUGUCACGGCCACCUGCAUGGAGACCCCCACCCAGGCAAUGUGCUCAUUCAAGAACACGCACCCGGCACCACCAAGCCUGGACAGCGGAAGUUCGAUAUAGUUUUGCUAGAUCACGGGCUUUACAGGGAGAUGGACGAUGGGUUCAGAAGGGACUUCUGCCAGCUGUGGCGCUCACUCAUUCUGUCGGACAUGGCGGGAGUGCAGAGAUGGGGAGAGAGCCUGGGCGUGGGGGAGUAUUCACGCUUCCUCCCUGCGCUCUUCACUGCCCGACCUUUCCAAAGCAAAACGCGGUGGGGGCAGCGCAUGUCACCGGAGGAGGAGAAGAGCUUGAGGAGGGAGAUCAAGGCCAUCAGCCCUCAGGACAUGACAGCGGUGGUGGAGGGUUGCCUAAAGACAUGUUCCUGGUCAUGCGCACCGACAACCUCAUUCGGCAGCACAUCACAGCGCUGGGAGCAACGCCGAAGCUGAGGCUGCAGAUUAACGGGCGGUUUGCUGUAGCUGGGCUGGCAGUGCGUCACUCUGAGGAAGGCCACCUGACAUCCAACCUGGCUGCAUACCUGAGGGCACAGCUGGACUUGGCACAUUUGAUGCUCAGAAUUCGGGUGUGGGAGGUUGCGCAGACAAUAAUCGACCUAGUGGUUCGCACUCCAAUCACGCUACGAUCCUCUGCCGCUGGAUAUUCGCGCAGUAACCCGCGGCCCGGGGACCGCUCCGUGAAAUGCUCGAGGAUAUCGGGCAGUCAACGGAUUCAACGCAUUCACGGAGGUCAAGACAAGCUGGUAACGCACAGUGGAAGAGGGCUCGAGGCGCGUAGCACUGUUGCGGAGGAGCCCAGUGUAACUCAGCGAAUUUCGCAGCGGAAUGAUGACGGCACGUCGCCAGACUCGAGAGUCUUUGCGCGGCACGACUGCGAUAACCUAGGGAUUUCCGCGGCUCGAGUUACGGACGAAGCUUCGCGCCGCGUGCAGCUCGAUCAGAAUCUAUUCGAGCUCCUACACCAAUCGAAUUCUUUCUUCGCGUCGCGGUCUCUCCUCGUGGCGGCUGCGUCGCUGACAGCGGCGGCGGCGCUUGUCUUCUUGCACGUAGACACCGCCGCAGCCGCCGCAGCCGCUGCUGACGCCACGGCCGCCGCCUCAGCCGCCAUUUCUGGUGACGACGCGGUUGCCGCCGCCGCCACGUGGACCAAUCCCCUUCAGCAGGUCGUGGCAGCGGUCGAGCAAGGCGGCGACGCGGCGGGACCGCUAGGCGGCGCCGUCUAUUUCGCUGCCGCGUACGCUAUCGCCGCGGUGCUUCUAGUCCCCGCGUCCAUCCUAACUCUCGCGUCGGGUUACCUCUUUGGAGCCGCGCGCGGCACGGCGAUCACUCUAAUCGCCGCGACGCUCGGCGCGUCCGUUUCGUUUCUCAUCGCGCGGUACGCGGCGCGGCCGUUCGUGGCGCGGCAGCUCGCGGGGCGGCUCGGGGAAGGGCGGUUCGAGGCGCUGGAUCGCGCAAUCUCAGUGGGCGGGUGGCGAAUCGUGCUACUAUGCCGACUAUCACCCAUCUUCCCGUUUUCGAUCUUAAACUACGUGUUCGGCAUCACAGGUAAGAUCUAA